Molecule: messenger RNA, 1485 nt
Organism: Thamnophis elegans (Western terrestrial garter snake)
Lineage: Eukaryota; Metazoa; Chordata; Lepidosauria; Squamata; Natricidae
Product: cytochrome P450 2J5-like
Biological process (GO): xenobiotic metabolic process; arachidonate metabolic process
Cellular component (GO): intracellular membrane-bounded organelle; cytoplasm
Molecular function (GO): heme binding; oxidoreductase activity, acting on paired donors, with incorporation or reduction of molecular oxygen, reduced flavin or flavoprotein as one donor, and incorporation of one atom of oxygen; iron ion binding
Source: RefSeq, a predicted model, not a curated record
AUGGAGACAUGGAUCAUUUUGAUUCUUCUGCUGUUGGCUGUGUUGAUCUUGAAUUUCUUAGCACAUCGGUGGUCAAGAAGGCGUUUUCCUCCUGGGCCUCUUUCCUUUCCUCUCAUUGGAAGUACGUGGGUUAUUGGGACUAGACUUCAUAAAGAUACAUUGAUUAAGCUAGCAAAGAGAUAUGGAACCCUGUACACAAUGUGGUUGGGGAAUCAACCUGUAGUAGUGCUGUCCGGAUUCAAAACAGUGAAAGAAGGGAUGGCCAACUUCUCAGGAGAAUUCUCUGAUCGAAUAGUGACCCCUUUCUUCACAACUAUUGGAAGAGACAUGGGCAUUCUAUUGUCAAAUGGUCACAUUUGGAAGCAGCAGAGGCACAUUGUUGUCACUUCUUUACGGAAACUGGGACUAGGGAAGAAAAGCAUUGAGUACCAGAUACAAGAAGGAUGCCGCUCGCUUACAGAGAUCUUCAUACGUACAAAAGGGCAACCUUUUGAUCCUUCCAUCCCGUUAUCCAAUGCAGUCAUUAACGUGAUAUGUGCUUUGUGUUUUGGAUACCAAUUUGCUUUGGAAGAUGAAAACUUCUUGAAGUUAAUUGCAGCACUUGAUGAUAUAAUAGAUUUCACCACCACCUUUUUUCACUUGUUAUAUGAAUUGUUCCCAUGGCUGAUGAGAAAUAUUCCGGGGCCUCACAAGAAGGCAAAGGACAGUUCAGAUUUCAUAGUUUCAUUUGCAAAGCGCGAAAUGGAGAAGCAUAAGAAUGACAACUCUCUCUGUGAACCACAGGAUUUCAUUGAUUACUAUCUACUUCAAAUAGAAAAUAGCAAGCACGACUCCGAGACUUCCUACAAUGAAGAAAAUUUGGCUCAAUGUAUCCAUGACCUUUUUCUUUCUGGAACGGAAACAAUUACUUCUACAUUGCUGUGGACAAUACUCAUGAUGGCAAAUCAUCCUGACAUUCAAGAAAAGAUCUAUAAAGAGAUGGAAGAUACCUUUGGUUCCUCAAGCUCAAUUUCCUAUCAAGAUCGGAUAAAUCUGCCUUACACCAAUGCAGUAAUUCAUGAAAUCCUGCGUAUAAAAUACGUAUUAUUAUUUGGGAUUCUCAGACAAAGCAUAAAGGAUGUGAAGAUGAGAGGUUACCACAUUCCAAAGGGGACUAUUAUCGUGGGCAAUCUGCUCUCUGUCCUUUUCGAUCCUGAGGAAUGGGAAACACCUGAAAAAUUCAAUCCAACAUUUUUGGACCAAGAUGGGAAUUUUAAAACUCGGGAAGCGUUUCUGCCAUUUGGAAAAGGGUCUCAUGCGUGUUUGGGAGAACAGCUGGCAAGAACUGAGAUCUUCAUCAUAUUAACCAGCCUGCUGAAGACCUUCGUCUUGCAACUACCUGAAGGAGUCAAGAAGCUCAAUGACGAACCUGUAGUUACUAUAUCUUUGCAUCCACAUCCUUUUAGAAUCUGUGCCAUCCCCCGCCAAACAUCACAAUUUCCAUAA